Molecule: messenger RNA, 702 nt
Organism: Paramecium tetraurelia
Lineage: Eukaryota; Ciliophora; Oligohymenophorea; Peniculida; Parameciidae
Exons: 3
Biological process (GO): ubiquitin-dependent protein catabolic process; protein polyubiquitination
Molecular function (GO): ubiquitin conjugating enzyme activity
Source: RefSeq, a predicted model, not a curated record
AUGCAAUCUAGAGUUAAUAAAUAACUGUAGAUUAGACUGAUGAUUACUUUUUCAUUUAUUAUCGAAUAGUCCAAUUUAUUAAUCUAAAAUAAUAGCAAAAAAGUUAAGCUAAUAAUCAAUUUUAAAUAUUUAUAUUCAGAUGUUACCCCAAUAGUCAUCUCACCCGAUAACUGCUCCCUCAACCAGUUAUACAGUUACUUUGCUAAAAAAGUAACUCAGAUGUAACGAUUGAAUUAACACAACCUAGAAUUGGAGGAAAGCAAGACUAUAGAGGGAGUUUCAGUGGGAUUGGAAUCGAAUAGCUUAUACCAAUGGAACAUUAGCUUUGCUGGUCCAUCAGACACUUUGUAUGAAGGGGGGUACUUCUAAGCGAUAAUGAAAUUUCCAGAAGACUAUCCCAAUUCUCCACCAACAUUCAAAUUCUUGACUGAAAUGUGGCAUCCAAAUAUUUACUCUGAUGGGAGAGUCUGCAUUUCCAUUCUGCACGCAUAGGACGAGUUUAAUGAUUAAGAACCCCCAGAGACAAGAUGGAGACCCAUAUUGACUCCUGAGGAUGUGUUAAUUUCAAUAGUUUCAAUGUUAUCGGAACCUAAUAUCAAUUCACCUGCCAAUGUCGAUGCUGGAAUCCAAUUUAGAGACAAACCGGAUGAAUAUAAAAAGAAAGUGAGAAAGUUAAUAGAUAAAGCAUUAGAAAAUUUAUGA